Messenger RNA from Populus nigra (black poplar), 3925 nucleotides. RefSeq lists its product as uncharacterized. The transcript has 6 exons. The record is from RefSeq and is a predicted model, not a curated record. The coding region runs from base 327 to 2492 and encodes 721 amino acids. NCBI's taxonomy places the organism in Eukaryota, Viridiplantae, Streptophyta, Magnoliopsida, Malpighiales, Salicaceae.
GAACAAAUCAGAUCAAAGAAAAUCACAUCAGCAGACGUCCGUUAUACUCGUAAAGGACACACUCACGUAAAGGAAGCAACGAGAAUCGUUCGUGCCUGGCAAGCUGAAAUCGAAGGGGUAGCAAAAAUAAAUAAAGCGUUGGAAUCUCCACUGAGAAAAAUUGAUUAAUUUUGGAAACUCUUGCUUACUUUCAUCUACCCAAAUAUUAAAUAUAUAUAUAAAAAUAAAUUCCUAGCUUGAACCCCCCCUCUCUGCCCCUAGCAUAGCGCGUUGGUUCGUUUUUUAGGAAAUAGAAGAAGAUUUCGCGUGAAAGAGCAGUGGAUUAAAUGAGGGGAAAGGGAGUGUCGAGAGAUUGUUCUUGCCGUAGAACUCGAUCAGGGAAGAAAACGAUAGGGGGCCGCGAAGGUCAAGGGAGUCUUGAUAAUAUUGUUGUGAUUGACGUUGAUAGUGAUGAGUUUGAAAACGUUAUUAUCGUUGAUGUUCCAGAGUCUUCACAACAGAAGCUAAGAGGUUCUAGUGCUGCUAGAGAAGGAAGAAGUUCUCCAUGCAUAAUAAGCGUUGACGACGACGACGACGACGAUGAAGAAGAAGAAGAUGAAUGUUAUACAGUGGAUGAUCAUGAAAUUAAUGAACAAGUUGAUGGUAACUUGGAUAGUGAUGGCACUUCUAGUCCAAGCAGUCCUGCCUCUGAUCAUAACGAGAAAUCUGUUCACAGGGAUGCUGAUGGUUGUCGAGUUGCUGAGGAGAAUAGACCUGUGUUCAAGCUGAGAAAGUGCAAUAGAACUUAUGCUGAGAAAGCUACCUCUAGAAAUCGUUAUGGUUUAGAUUCAGAUGCUGAGAAAGCUACCUCUAGAAAUCGUUAUGGUUUAGAUUCAGAUGCUGAGAGUGAUUCGUCUGAAGAUAAUACCUCUGAUUGUGAAGUUAUGGAAGGUUCUUUUGGAGAGGUUCGUGAACAGUGGGAAAAGGCUUCCCUAAAGAGAAAAUCCAUGCGCUGUAAAGGUCUGGAUGAUCAGGCUAGUCCAUGCAGUUCUCACAGUGAUGUUCAUCCAAAUGUUGAAGUAGAAAAGAAGACCAAACAAAAUUCAGAACCUGCUGUUUGCUCUAGUUCAAAAAAUGUAAAUUUUGGGAAAGUAAACUCUUGUGCCUCCAAUGAUGCUGGAGAUGGAGUUUUAGGUGGUUUUCCUGCCAGUGCCAAGAUGGGAAACCCUUUUGCAAAAUGUAAUCAGAAAGGCAAAAGCUUUUCAGGGUCAUGGAAAUCGAGAGCAGAUGAGAAUAUUCAUUUUCAUUGGACUGGUGAUGAUCUUUUUGGAGGAGAGACAUUCACAGGUGAUGGUGAUAUUUCCUGUAACAAGUUUCAAACUGUAAAUGGCCCUGGCAGUAAGUUUCCUCCAGGACCUUCUUCACAGUCCAAUCAAGUUAAGGAUGAUAAACAAUAUCAUGAUAGAACAUGUUUUCAUGAUAUGGAACAAAACACCACGACAGAGCAUUCUUUUCCAAAUACCCAAAGAGGGCCUAGCUUGUACUCAGAUGAUGGGAAAGCAAGUGAUUUGAAUGACAAUGACUCUUUGCCUGAUGGUCACCAUUUUGAUGAGAUACAUAAUGUUAAUAACAGUCAAAUUGGUUCAAAGGAGGAAGAUAAAGAAUUUACUCAGGUGCCAUCUAGUUGCAAGACUUGUUCUAAUGAUGGAAGAUGCAGAGAGAAGUUUGUGUCUUGCACUCAAUCAUCUGAGGAUAAAGUGGUUGAAAAUGUUGUAGCUCCCUCAUGGACUACACAAGAAGUCAGGGAUGAGAAAUCUGAUCACUAUGAAAGAGCUCCUAGGGAAAAGUCUUCACAAUGUCAUGACACACUAAGUAAGCGAGGGAUAUCAAAUUCUGCAGAAGGAAAGGAGGCGUUUACUGAUUUUGCAUCCAGCAGUCAACUUUGUUAUGAAAGGGAUCCAUUAUGUGCUUCACAUGGUGAUCUUUUGCUUUCUGCUGAAAGAGAUAUAAUCAAUGAGCGAGAAAAGCUCAAGGAGACUGAUGAAUACAAGCAAGCAAUAGAAGAAGAAUGGGCUGCUAGACAUCGACAGCUACAGAUUCAGGCAGAAGAGGUUCGAAGAUUGCGGAAGAGAAGAAAAGCUGAAACUUUACGUAUUCUGGACAUGGAGAGAAGGCAAAAACAGCGCUUGGAAGAAGUGAGAGAGACACAAAAGAAGGACGAGGAGAAUUUGAACAUGAAAGAGAGAUUUCGUGUUGAAGUAAGGAAGGAGCUUUAUAGAUUGGAGGUUACAUGCUUUAACAUGGCAUCAUUACUUCGUGGCUUGGGAAUCCAUGUAGAAGGUGGCUUAAAACCCUUGCCAAACCAGGUGCAUGCAGCUUAUAAGCGAGCCUUGCUAAAAUUACAUCCUGACCGUGCAUCAAAAACUGACAUUCGUCAGCAGGUUGAGGCUGAGGAAAAAUUUAAGCUUAUUUCUCGAAUGAAGGAGAAAUUUUUGUCCACUUCAUAUCACUGAGUUGCAAUAAAAGCUUUUUUACAUCCAAAGCUUGGUGCAUGUAUGUUAGCAAGAUGGACCUGGUGUUUAGCUUUGAUGGAAUGAUUUGGACUUGAGAUGAAGUGUUUAAGUGAUGCCAUCGGGACUGAGGUAGGUCUUUGAUUCAUUUUUUACAAUGUAAAAUAAAAGAUCAGCUUGUUAAACUAAAUGUGUUUAUGAUUCAAUUUGUGUAGAAAAUAUUAUACUUGCUGCAGCACCUAACAGUUUACACUGUUGUGCAAGGAAAUUAAACAAACAGUUGGAAGUGUUACCAUCUAGUAAGAUAAUAAAAGUAAACUUAUGUAUUGGUAUCGGGAGUUGCACAUGUAGGAUAAAUGUUGUAUCAAUCGAGUUAACUUGGUUUUUUUUUUUAAUUUUUUUUAAUCAAUUUUUUAUUUUCAGUUUUACAUUUCAUUGUUUUCUUUAAUUUUUUUUGUACGGAGUUAUCUUGAUUUCGUAUCUAGAUCGUGAAUUUAGCAUGUUGACUUGAGUUAGGUUUUUUGCUCUCUUUUAAAAUUGAUAUUUUUUUAAUUUAUUCUUCAGUAUUUAAUUUGAUUUGGUAUUUGAACUUUAAAUUAUUUUUUUUUAUAUGUAUUUAGUUAUCCCAUAUUCAUUUUUUCUUUUGUUAUUAAAUAGAUAUCUUCUAAGGGUAUUUUUUUUUAUAUUAGAAAAUAUUUUUUUUAAUCAUUGUUAUUUUUUUAUCGUUGUUUUUUUUAUAUAUAAUUAUAUUAUUAAAUUAAUCAAGUUUAUUAAAAAUACUCAAAUUAAUAGGUGAAAUUCUAAAUUUUUUCUGCUUGUUUAAAAUAUUAUCAUUGUUUAUUUAUUUUUUGUUAUGAAAAAUAUAACUUGGUCGGUGACAUAGCAUAAGCCACCCUGAAGAUAUUCGAGCACUUCCGUUCUAGCUCUCUUGCAAGAAGAACAGUCCUAGUAAGCUAGCUCGCGGUUGUUUCCUGCCCCGCAACGUAAAAAGUAUUGCACUCAUCAAUCAGAUCAUUUAUCGAUAUCUUCUUGCUCUUAUCUUCAUCUUGAUAUGCCUUUAGAAGUUGGCCGUAGAAAUCAUGUCCGUAACCAUCCAGUUUUCCUGAACUUGCCUCUUCCUCCCUUUUUUGCAUCGUUUUUAUGAAGUCUUCGAUGCUUCCUUCCAGAUACUCUGUCUUAAUAAAUCUUCUGCUACAGCGGAUAACUCCAACAAGUUGUUCAAAGAACAGAGCUUUGUACAUGUAAAAUAACGCGAGGGGAUACUUUUGUUUCAAUUGUUUUAUAAUUCUGUUCUUUCUUUCUAUAACUGUUUCAAGACUAUUAGGUCUAAUCCGAGAACUGUUGGAUUAUGUACCUACCCCAUGUUUGAUGUUAAAAUUCGAUAACUAUUGGAUUAUGCAGCUUGAGGAAUAAUUUAAUUGGUCAAGUUUUGGGUU